Hipposideros armiger (great roundleaf bat) is the source of this 2435-nucleotide messenger RNA. RefSeq names its product NOP2/Sun RNA methyltransferase 5 (gene NSUN5). The transcript has 11 exons. Bases 881 to 2287 code for a protein of 468 amino acids. The record is from RefSeq and is a predicted model, not a curated record. NCBI's taxonomy places the organism in Eukaryota, Metazoa, Chordata, Mammalia, Chiroptera, Hipposideridae. Gene Ontology annotation, molecular function: RNA methyltransferase activity. Gene Ontology annotation, biological process: rRNA base methylation. Gene Ontology annotation, cellular component: nucleolus.
CUCUAGUCCACGGAAGCCUGUCUACUUGAAUGCUUGAGAUACAAGUGUACUGUACUGGGUUUAUUCAACCUAUCAAAAAUCACAUGAGUGCUGGGGACACAGAGUAAAAUACUACACAGCCCCUGUCCUCCCAGGGGUCAAGCUGGGGAAACCCUCCUAUAAAUAAAUCAUUACAAUGAAUACAUGAAGGGCUAGCCGUUUGGAAUCAAAAUCAAAGUUAGAGCACUUCCUCACAUCAUGUGCUAAACAAAAUUCUAAACGGAUUAAAGAUUUGAGUGCGAAAAAAUGAAGCUAUCGUGAUUUCUAUAUUGUAGAGCUGUGAAGGGGUUUCCAAACAUGGCACCAAAGGCAGAAACCAUUAAAGAAAAGAUUCAAAAAACGAAAACACCAUGUAGUCCAAAGCAACUAAUGACCACAUUAAAAAGCAACAAUAAAUGGGCAAAAUACAAUACCUAAAACAAGAGUAUAUGAUGCUAAUACAUAAAAGGCACUAAGAGUAAGAUGGUACAUGAGUGAGCGAAAGACAGUAACAUGUUGUCAUAGCAGAAGAAAGUAAAUUACCAAUAAACGUAAGAUAUUCAACCUCAAUAACAGAAAUUAAAUUAAAACAGCAGUAAAAUCCCAUUGUUUGCCUAUCAGAUCGGCAAAGACGAAAAGAAAAAAGCGAAGAGCUUCCAAGAGGUGGAGAAAUGCGCUCCCAACGUCGGCCUCCUCAACCUAGCAGGAGUGUGAACUGACACACGCCUUGCCAGACUUUGACGGACACAGGGGUUUCCGGGUCCCGAACCUCCGUGCCCUUUGACCCCGGAAGUUCGGCCGGACAGCAGCGUAAAGCCGGCGUGGUUCGCGACAGAGCCGUAAAGGCGCGCGGGAGCCGAGCAUGGCGCUGUACGCGGCGGCGGCGGCGGUGAUGGCGGGCGUGGAGAGUCGCCAGGGCUCCAUCAAGGGGCUGGUGUACGCCAGCAGGUUCCAGAACGUGAAGCAGCUGUACGCGCUGGUGUGCGAGACCCAGCGCUACUCUGCCGUGCUGGACGCCGUGAUCGCCAGCGCCGGCCUCCUACGCGCGGAGAAGAAGCUGCGGCCGCAUCUGGCCAAGGUGUUAGUGUAUGAGUUGUUGUUGGGAAGAGGCUUUAAAGGGGGCGGGGGCCGAUGGAAGCCUCUGCUGAACCGACACCAGGCACGGCUGAAGGCUGAGUUGGCCCGGCUCAAGGUUCAUCGAGGUGUGAGCCGGAAUGAGGACUUGUUGGAAGUGGGAUGCAGGCCUGGCCCAGCCUCCCAGGUGCCUCGAUUUGUGCGGGUGAACACUCUCAAGACCUGCUCUGAAAAUGUAAUUGAUUAUUUCAAGAGACAAGGUUUCUCCUACCAGGGUCGGGCUUCCAGCCUCGAGGACCUAAGAGCCCUCAAAGGAAAGUGUUUUCUUCUGGAUCCCUUGUUGCCAGAGCUGCUUGUGUUUCCUGUCCAGACAGAUCUGCAUGAACAUCCGCUGUACCAAGCGGGUCACCUCAUUCUACAAGACAAGGCUAGCUGCCUCCCAGCCAUGCUGCUGGCUCCGCCCCCGGGGUCCCAUGUCAUUGACGCGUGUGCUGCCCCAGGCAAUAAGACCAGUCACUUGGCUGCUCUUCUGAAGAACCAAGGGAAGAUCUUUGCCUUUGACCUGGAUGCCAAGCGGCUGGCGUCUAUGGCUACAUUGCUGGCUCGGGCUGGAGUCUCCUGCUGCCAGCUAGCCGAGGAGGACUUCCUGGCAGUCUCGCCCUCAGACCAGCGUUACCAUCAGGUCCAGUACAUCCUGCUGGAUCCAUCCUGUAGUGGCUCUGGUAUGGUGACCAGACAGCUGGAGGAACCUGGGGCAGGUACACCCAGCAAGGAGCGCUUGCAUGCCCUGGCAGGCUUCCAGCAGCGAGCGCUGUGCCACGCGCUCACUUUCCCCUCCCUGCAGCGCCUCGUCUACUCCACGUGUUCGCUUUGUCAAGAGGAGAAUGAAGAUGUGGUACGGGAUGCCCUGCAGCAGAGCGCAGGGACCUUCAGGUUAGCACCUGUGCUGCCCUCCUGGCCCCACCGCGGCCUUAGCACUUUUCCAGGGGCUGAACACUGCCUCCGGGCCUCCCCUGAGACCACGCUCACUGGUGGCUUCUUCAUUGCUGUACUUGAACGGGUGGAGGUGCCAAGCUCAUUCUCACAGGCCGAAACAUCGGCACCGGAACUGACACCCAGCCCAGCCCCAAAGAGAAAGAAGAGGCGGCGGUGUAAAGCAGCAGCUGCUCCUAGCACUCUGUUGCCUCGCACAUAGUAGGAAGGAAACUGGUAACACUGCUUCUCCAGUUGGAAAGACAAGAGUGGAUUUCCGAGUCCUCUGGGUCCUUUCCCUGGGCCGUGUUCUUGCUGGUGAGAGAAGUGCUGCCCACAAAAAUAAAAGGCAGGACAUGGUCUAUGAUAGA